Hypanus sabinus (Atlantic stingray) is the source of this 6741-nucleotide messenger RNA. RefSeq names its product rho GTPase-activating protein 32-like. The record is from RefSeq and is a predicted model, not a curated record. Bases 358 to 6150 code for a protein of 1930 amino acids. The transcript has 24 exons. Gene Ontology annotation, biological process: small GTPase-mediated signal transduction. Gene Ontology annotation, cellular component: nucleoplasm; actin cytoskeleton; cell cortex. Gene Ontology annotation, molecular function: protein binding; phosphatidylinositol binding; GTPase activator activity. NCBI's taxonomy places the organism in Eukaryota, Metazoa, Chordata, Chondrichthyes, Myliobatiformes, Dasyatidae.
UUAGACGACGUCGGUGGUGCUGCAGGUGAUGACGUUUCGGACAGGGUGACGCGAUGCGUAGUGACGCUACCAGCGGCGAGUGCGGGCUGGGUUACCACGGCGAGCGGCGAGGACAUGGAACCGGUGUGGUGUUACAGGGUCCGGGUGUCAUGAGGGCGGAGUCAACAUAAAGAGAUGAUGAAUCAGUCCUCAUCCUUGUUGAACAACAUUUGGAAGAAGUAAUGAAUAACAAAGGCUUCUCUGGGUGAGAGGCUUCAAAGCUCAUCCACUUAAAGUGUGGCUUGGUAGCACCAACAAUGAUCCAACUGGCUGAAUCCUGAAAUGUGUGGCCAAACCAGGUUUUUGCUGUAGUGUGACAUGGAGGGUGCUACUGGUGUUGGAGGGACUUCAGAUGAUUUUGUAAGGUUGAAGAGAGCUUCAUCACUGCUGGAUGAGGAUGAUUACUUUCCAGAGCUGCUAACCCUCCCUCCUCGAGAUCGUCUUGAUUGGGAAGAGACCAUUAGUACUAUGGCGAGGAGCGCUGAUAUUCCUGAUCUCCCUGGAGAACUUCCACUCCGUCCCUGUGGAAGCACGGCCAGCAUGAAAGUAAAACAUGUUAAAAAGCUGGCAUUCACGAAAGGGCACUUUCCCAAGCUUGCCGAAUGUGCCCAUUUCCACUACGAAAAUGUUGACUUUGGCAGCAUACAACUGGUGCUGACAGAGGAACAGAGUGAUGUGAACAAGAAUGGUGCUGACACCAAAGACCUUGUGUUUCUUGUUCAGGUCUCCUGUCAGGGCAGGAGUUGGAUUGUGAAGCGGAGCUAUGAAGAUUUCCGGGUGCUGGAUAAACAUCUCCAUCUCUGUAUUUAUGACCGCCGAUUUUCCCAGCUGGUGGAGCUGCCCCGUACAGAUUCGCUGAAGGACAGUGCAGAGACAGUUACCCAAAUGCUGAUGGCGUAUCUUGCCAGGCUUACUGUCAUAGCUGAUAAUAAGAUCAACUGUGGGCCUGCUCUCACAUGGAUGGAGAUAGAUAACAAAGGGAACCAUCUACUGGUGCACGAAGAGUCCUCCAUUAAUGUUCCAGCCAUUGCCGCUGCACACGUGAUUAAGCGAUACAUCGCGCAGGCUGCAGAUGAGCUGUCCUUUGAGGUUGGGGAUAUUGUGUCUGUUAUUGACAUGCCUCCCAAGGAAGAUACCACAUGGUGGAGGGGAAAACAUGGGUUUCAGGUUGGAUUCUUUCCCAGUGAGUGUGUGGAGCUCAUUAAUGACAAAAUUCCUCAUUCUGUGACGAGCGUAAUGCCAAAGCCAGUUUCAAAAAAGCACGGCAAGCUCAUAACCUUCCUACGCACCUUCAUGAAGUCACGGCCAACCAAACAAAAGCUGAAGCAGCGAGGAAUCCUGAAGGAGCGUGUGUUUGGCUGUGACCUCGGCGAACACUUGCUAAACUCUGGCCAAGAUGUCCCCCAGGUACUCAAAAGCUGCACAGAUUUUAUUGAAAAAUAUGGAGUGGUGGAUGGCAUUUAUCGACUUUCAGGAAUUGCAUCCAAUAUUCAGAAGCUACGGCACGAAUUUGACUCUGAGCAGAUUCCCGAACUGACAAAGGAUCUCUACCUCCAGGAUAUCCAUUGUGUUGGGUCCCUGUGCAAACUCUACUUCAGAGAGCUACCUAACCCACUGCUGACCUACCAAUUAUAUGAGAAGUUUUCAGAUUCUGUAUCAGUGGCUUCUGAUGAGGAUCGCUUGGUUAAAAUUUAUGAUGUCAUCCAGCAGUUGCCCCCUCCUCAUUACAGGACUCUCGAAUUUCUGAUGAGGCAUUUGGCUCAAUUGGCAACCUACAGUUACAUCACUAACAUGCACACCAAGAACCUGGCUAUUGUCUGGGCUCCAAACCUUCUGAGGUCCCGGCAGAUCGAAUCGGCUUGCUUCAGUGGCACCGCUGCCUUCAUGGAGGUUCGGAUUCAGUCUGUGGUUGUCGAGUUCAUUCUCAAUCAUGUGGAUGUCCUUUUCAGCUCCAAGCUUAGCUCUGUAAUCCGGGAGGGAGCAGGACAUAUAUCUUUGUCUCGGCCCAAGUCCUUGCUGGUGUCAUCCCCUUCCACAAAACUGCUGACUUUGGAGGAAGCCCAGGCUCGAACUCAGGUACAAAUCAGCUCCCCUCUCACUUCAGACAGCAAGUACAUCGAGGUCGGUGAAGGGCCUGCAGCUUUACAGGGACGGUUCCAUACGGUCAUUGACUUCCCAAUUGACAGGAAAAGGACAACCAGCAAAUCGAAGAAGUCUCCUGUUGGCACUUGGCGCUCUUUCUUCAACCUAGGCAGAUCCUCGUCUGUGGUCAAACGGAAACUACACCGUAACCCCAGUGAACCAUCAGAGAUGAAAUCCAUGGUUUUGACAGGGAAGGGUGAUUCAGGAACACUUCGUUCUGCGAAAAGUGAAGAGUCUCUUUCAUCUCUGCACAAUGUGGAAGGAGAAUCCAAGUUGUACAGACCUAGAAGGCCUCGGUCCAGCAGUGAUGCCCUGUCUGUUUCCUUCAAUGUUGGUGGCCUUCCUAACCUCAACCACUGCAAUUCCUAUGACAACCUUCCCAAUGACGAGAGUGAAGGAGAGGAUGCCAUUCUUCAAGUGCCUGCACUGGUGUCUUCUAGUAUGGAUGAAGUGGAAUUGAGCCCACCAGAUAUGGGGGCAGCUGGGCUUGACUUUGACCCAAUGUCUUUUCAGUGUAGUCCACCGCGGGCACAACUCUUUGAGCUGGACAACAGUACAUCUCAGGUGGACUUCUCACCCACUGGCAAAGACAAUUUGAAUGGUAGUGUGAAGGAGUCAGAAUUUGGCAGUGUGUGCCUAACCCCUGGAAAUGCUACUAGUUCCGAACCAGCCUCUCACUCCCCAGAUAAAAUACUGAGCCCAUUCUUCUCACCAGAUCUGAGCCCCACUGACGAGAAACUAGUUAAACCGUCUUCUUUUGCGGAAAAGGUUGUUCAUGCCUUCUCCCCAAAAAUUGGACGCAAGUCACCCAAGUCUCCUAUGAUGACUAUUUCUGAACCGAUCACAAUCUCUGUUCCGACACGUGUAUCUGAAAUGAUUGGCAACAUGGCUGCUUUCUCAGGGGCUUCGUCUGUACCUUGCAGCAGCCCCACAGGCAGCAACAAUGUCAGCAAGUCACCUCCGCAGAUGAUGUCGAUGCUGCUGAAGACCAGUGAUGUACAGCUGCCUGAGGGCUGCCGCCAGGAGAUCCACAGCAAGCUUUCUGCUGCUGCACUAGGGUCAGAGGCUAAAGGUCACAAGUCUACACCUUCUACUCUCUUCCAAGCAAGUGUCAAAUGGCAAAGUGCAGACCAGCAUGAACUAACCAAUCAAAACAAAACUAAACAACUGAUUCAUUCACAGGCAAAAGGGCAGAGUUUGGAUCAGCAUGAAUCCAUCAAUCAAAGCAAGGCAGCGUCAUCAGCCCAUUCACAAAUGGAGGCAAAAGGACCAAGUCCAGAAUGGCAUGAACUAACCAUUCAGAACAAGACUACACCAUCUGCCCAAACACAAGCGACUCAAGUGGAAUCCCCUCAGGAGGCUCCAGCAGUUAGCUCUGUGCCUCUAAUUCCACCACCUCCACCUCCAAAGAGUGCUGCUCGUUUGCUGGCAUUGGCCCUGGCAGAAAGUGCCCAACAAGCUACUGCCCACUCUCAGAAGAAGCCUCAUGCAGGGGCUCAGGGCUCAGGGGACCAGCAUCUGCACACCACACCUUGGACAGAACUGUGUUCAGCACUUCCUACAGCCAGCCGUCAGACUACUGUACAGCCAAGUGUCGAACCGCAGCCAGCUACGGGCCAGGUUCCCCCAAGCACUGCGCCAGGACCCACAGCUUCAGGCCAGGUUCGAACAGCAGUGUCUCCAGGAGUUCCUGUCAAGCAAUCUGAACCACGUGAGCUCGAGCAGGCCGGGUCAGCUCUCGGCCCCGGUACUGGCUGUGUUAAUCGAGCUGCCACAGGCCUGGACAUUUACUGUGGACAUCAGGGGAAAGCAAGAGGCAAUGCCCAAGCACCAGUUACACACCCAAGAGCAGAGACUGCCCCUGUGGAUCACAGUGUCUACGGUGCCAGUCCACCAGUGCCUCCCCUCCGAUCAGUGGAAAGCAGGGUGCCACCUAAUCAUUCCGGGUCUGAGACCAUUACAGCUUCCAACUUCCAUUCGUUCCUGGCUUCAACGACGAUACCAUCAUCCAUUGAAGAUGCUUUACCCCAACCUCCUCCUCCCAAGCCACCUUUUCUGUGCCAGUCACAUCCUUAUCAUUCCAAGAUGGAAUCCUUACCAGAUAUGGAUAACCACUUCCACCAGAAGCAUGCUCAUUCCAUGAAGCCUGUCUUGUACCAGUGCCGGGCUGACAGUGUCCCUCAGCACUUAUCCUGUCCAUCCAGGUCAGAGAGCACUCCACAACAUCUGCACUAUGGUUCCCGGCCUGAAAACAUUCCCGCAGCCGCAUCUCGUUUCAACAAUUUUACCAGCCAGCCCAAAGCGGUCUCCGUUCACCUUCCCAAACCUCGGCUGUCCCGGUCAGAUUACGUCCCGGUGGGGAAUCCAGUCAUGCGACCGUUUGUGUGCCCACAUUCCCAGUUUGAGGAGCCUGUAUACCCAGCGAUAAGGCGGGUGCACUCUCUGCAUGUGCCAUCAUCUUCCAUCAGGUCGGUUCCCAUUUCAAGAACUGAGGUGCCUCCAGAUGAUGAGCUCUACUAUUAUCAGAGACCGAUCUACCAGUACAAGCCCUGCCAGGCUCCACCACUUCAGUCAGAUUACCAUGUCACUCAGCUGCAGCCAUACUUUGAAAAUGGUCGAGUCCAGUACAGGUACAGCCCUUACUCCACCUCUGGACUUAACCUGCACGGGACUGACUGUAUGAUUUAUGAUCUUGCCGAUUCCUACGGUUCAGUAAGGCUAAGGCAUUUCCAUUCUUUCACAAGCCGAGAUAUCCCACCCUACGUGGGUAGAUUUCAGGGUAAAGUCUUCCCAUAUCCCAAUGCACCUCCAUAUCCACGCAGCGCUGCGCAUGCCAAUGCAAUGAGUAGGGAGCACAGUUUUGUGAGUCGAGAUGUGCCACCAUCUCCAGAUGUGAAGCUGGCGCACAUGAUGUGGGACCCAGAGGAAAUUGAGAAGUCCCGCUUCCAGUCCAUUCGCCGAGAGGUCCGCAGCCGCCAGAAGACCAAGGGGUUAGUAAUGUCGCAGUAUGACAAUGUGUCCCCCAACUUGCAGGAAGAAUUUGGUGGCCUAGAGAUCAGCCACUCCAGAAGUAAGUCAGAUCCUGGGAAAACUGGCAUGGUGGUGAGUGAGGGAAAAGAGAGAUGGCAUCCUGCCACCUCAAAGAGCUCAGACAUUGAUCCACAGUAUGUCCGUCAGUCACCAGACUGUGAGCUGGACAGUGGAGCGUACCUUGAGCCAAUGACUCCUCACCACCAACCCUUUGGAAACGGGCAACUUGAAAAGCCAGCACUUCCUCAAAAACAGAACCCCAACAGGACCAGAAGGCCACAGGAACCUGCCUAUGAACAAACACAAUAUGAUUCCUGUCAAAGGUCCUCUACAGAUUCCAAAGGGGGGCAGACGUACAACACACACUCUGCAGGUUAUGGCUUGAAACAUAGACCAGAUCACCCAGAAUCGCGAACAUAUCCAUCCGCAACUGGUAAAUACAUGCUUGCUUCUCAUGAGCCUUUACAGACUUAUGAAGAUUCCUUUCGGACAGCAAUUGACAGGCCAGAUUUAGAGAGAGCAAAAGUGAGAGGAGCUGGAGGGGAGCACCCUACCAGAGACUGUUACACCAAGGAGGGCGAGGAGCUUGUCAAGCCAUUGUUAUCGAGCCAAGCUGAGAGGAGUUAUGGCACCAAAUUCCAGCAGCAUCCCGAACCACUGGGAAGGGAACAGUCGCUGUCGUACCCAUACCCCUGCCUUGGCCACCCGAGCAGUAAGCGGCACAGUACACUGACGGUGAUGUCUCAGUAUGAUAACUUGGAUGACUGUCACACUCUGGCUCAGCAGCAGAAACGAGGGCUGGGAGGAAGUGCCCCAUAUGUACCUCCGAGCUACAGUCAACCCCCAGGCAGGACAUUUAGCACUGCUUUGGGCCAGGGAAGCUUCAUAUCUACAGAGCUGGCAAUGCAGAGGGCUGAGACAGAAGUACACGUGGAAUGAGCAGAAGUUUUACUCUGUACAGUCUCUGCUGGGCAGUGGACUGUUUUAUUUUUCAAAAGAUAACCCGAGUACUGUUUUUAAAUGCAUAGUAUGUGGAAUGUUGGGCCUUCUGUGUUGUGUAUUUUGAGCACAUAUAUGAAAUGUGAGACUGCAUUUUGUGCCCUCGGUGAAUGACUCUCAGCUUAGUGUUUACGAUUGUCAAGAUUCUGCACGAGGCUCAACACUUAAAGGGGAUUAUCUUCCUAAAUUCCUUCUAACAAGAACAGUUACUGUUCCGUAGAGCUGCUGGGGAGAAGUUGUUAAUUCUCUCUGCCUUGAUCAAAUCCCCACCUCCCACACACUGGCUCUCAUUUUCUGCUGCAGGGCUGGCUCUGUCUUAGUCAACCCUCAACUCACAUACAGGUGCGUAAACACGCGCACGUGCACGCACAUGCAGGCACAGACACACACACACACCCCUCCUGUUAUAACUGUCUCUGUCUACACCCAAUCACCUUUCAACUACAUGCUCCGGUUGAAUAAAUAAUUACGUAUGUUCCGAUAGACUUCCUCUCUGGUAGUAAACAGUCUCAGAAGGCUGGUCCUUUUCUA